AGACAUUCAGCAGCCCACGUCUCCCUUUUUACCUUGCGUGAAAAUCUUGAAAGAUCUCCCUGAUCUUUUUGUUUCACAGCCUCAACAGGAUCCCGAGCCCAAGUCAUCUCGUCCAACUCGAAUGACUCGUGGGUCGUAGAGGCAGAUUUUAAGAUAAAAAAUAAAAAAAUGGGGAGAAUCGCCAGGGUCCGGAUCAGGGUCGAUUGCCGAGAAUCAUUGCUGGCCAUAUUUAUAAACCUAUCCAACUUAAACAGAAAAGGAAAAAAUCGACAAUACUCGAAGAAGAGGCAAACGAAGAGGUGGAAUUAAGGAUAGAGAGAAAGCCCUGCUAAAUCAGCAAGAGAGAGAGAAGGGGUAGGGAAGAUGUCUGGAAUGGGGGAUGGAUAUGUGGGCACAGCCCAAGACGCAGUGAGAAUAAGGAGGCUUGAGAAGCAGAGGGAAGUGGAGCGAAGGCGAAUCCAGGAGCUCAAGAACAAGUCCGCUUCAGCAGGUGGCCAAACUGGCCUCCUCCAAUUCGGCUCUGGAACUUCUGAGAUUCUUGAGACUGCAUUCAAAAAAGAGACUGUUGGUCUUGUCACCAGAGAACAGUAUGUUGAGAAGCGUGUUAACAUUCGAAACAAAAUUGAAGAGGAAGAGAAGGAGAAGCUUCAAAAAUUGCAGCAAGAGGAGGAGGAGCUUCAAAUGCAAAAGCGAAAAAAGCGGAGAGUGAAGGGAGAUGCACGAUUGUCUUUUGCAGAUGAAAUUGAAGAUGGAAGUGAUGAGGAGACUGAAGAAUCUGAGAAUAAAGAACCAAUGAGGCUUGGCCAUGGGAAGCUUGGCAAAGAUCCAACUGUAGAAACAAGCUUUUUGCCUGACAGUGAGCGGGAAGCAGAGGAGCAAGCUGAACGUGAAAGAUUACGAAAGCAGUGGCUUCGUGAACAAGAACUGAUCCGAAAUGAGCCAUUGGAAAUUACAUACAGUUACUGGGAUGGAACAGGCCAUAGAAGGGUCAUACAGGUUCGUAAAGGUGAUACGAUAGGAGAAUUUCUUAGGGCAGUCCAGCAACAGCUUGCGCCAGAAUUUAGAGAGGUUCGAACAACAUCAGUAGAGAACCUACUGUAUGUCAAGGAGGACCUAAUCAUUCCUCAUCAACAUAGCUUCUACGAAUUAAUCAUCAACAAAGCAAGGGGUAAAAGUGGACCGCUUUUCCACUUUGAUGUUCAUGAGGAUGUUCGGACAAUAGCUGAUGCUACAAUUGAGAAGGAUGAGUCACAUGCAGGCAAGGUGGUAGAGAGGCACUGGUAUGAGAAGAACAAGCAUAUCUUCCCUGCUUCAAGAUGGGAGAUAUAUGAUCAAACAAAGAAAUGGGAACGUUAUACUAUUCAUGGGGAUUGAAUGCCCGCCGAAAAGAAGCUGAAUGGAUGUUUUGAAUUUUUAUAGUUUUAAGUUCCAGUUGUGAUCUUUAAAGCAAUUUAAAGGUGGGGUGCAUGCGCAUACUUUGAAUUAUAAUCAUCUCUCGCAAAAAAAAAAAAUUCCCCCCUUAGCCGUAAUUAUACAUUAUGGAAGCUGGAAGGCAGGAACCUAGAUACACAUUGCCAUUUUCCUAUAAACUUUACUACAGUUCUGUAAGCGCUAUCAUGCAGGCUUCAAAUUAUUUUAUGGGGGAGACCCUGUACUAUACAGAGUGAAAUUAUAGCAUUGUGUGCUCAUACUCAACAUCCACUGUUGGUGUUUAUCCACAAUGGAGAUGAGUAGCUUUCCUGCUUAAGAAAAGGGCAGACUCAGAGCGAACUUUCGAGAUAAGCAUAGAUGGUGGAUGCUUGGACUGAGUACCUAACAAUACAUUUGUACUAUGUACAAGAUAUUUUCUUAACCAAGAAUUAUGAAGGCUGGAGCAACCGGCAUGUCAGUGUUUGCUGGUAUUUG
Amborella trichopoda is the source of this 1905-nucleotide messenger RNA. RefSeq names its product XAP5 family protein (gene XCT). NCBI's taxonomy places the organism in Eukaryota, Viridiplantae, Streptophyta, Magnoliopsida, Amborellales, Amborellaceae. Gene Ontology annotation, biological process: chromatin organization. The record is from RefSeq and is a predicted model, not a curated record. Gene Ontology annotation, cellular component: nucleus.